AUGGCUAUUCCUGCAACCCUCAAUUCUUCUUCUUACCCAGGGGAUACGAUUAUCCCGAACCCCAAUAACAAAGGCCCAGGCUUGAUGCGUCGGAUCUCUAGAGGCGCUGCAAACAAACUCACGAGACGAAGAGCAUCGAACUCCCAUAAUGACAAGCGUGACCGCAGCUCGGGGCCCGUCAUUAUGCGUCGCCGCAGUGACAGUAAGACGGGAACACAAAAUGGUCGAGACAGCGCCCUCGAAUCUAGUUACGAAGAAGAUAGCAACGACGCCCUCGAUUCCCUAGGCGGCUGGGGCGGCUCGGAAGCAUCCAGUGUGCCAAAUGAUAGUGUUCCAGCUGUUCCUCGCAACACUCGCGUUGUCGCACCUACGGUUGAUUCGGCCAUUCAGCGCGGAACGAUUAUGACCAAGGUCACCAAGAAGAGAAGAAAGCAGGUGCGCUUUCUCCUUAAUCUUGAUGCAGGCAAGGUUUACUGGGACCCCUCAAACCCAGCUAAGAGAUUUUACAUCGACGACGUGAAGGAGAUUCGCGUUGGUGCGGAUGCGCGCAAUUAUCGAGAAGAGCAUCAAGUUUCUCAAGACGCUGAGAGUCGAUGGUUUACGAUUGUCAUCGCGGAUGCCGAGCGAUCCAAAGGCCGCCCCGUCAAAACGAUCCACCUCAUUGCCCCUAACGAACGUAUUCUUCAACUCUGGACCACGACGUUGGAGUAUACUUCGCGAUAUCGGGUGGGACUUAUGGCUGGUCUGGCUGCCUCGAAUCAAAACGAACCGGUUCUGAAGGCACACUGGCAGCGCGAAAUGGCUAGGCUUUACCCAAAUGCGGGGAUGGAAACUUUGGAUUUUGCAGCUGUCGAAAGCGUCUGUCAAAGUCUACACAUCAAUUGUUCCCAGAAUAUGUUGCGCGCUCAUUUUCUGAAGGCAGACAUUGGGAAAAACGGGAAACUCAACUUUGCUGAGUUCAAAGACUUCGUCACACGUCUACGAGAGCGCAAGGAUGUUCGGGAGAUUCUUAGGAGCAACGCAGAUGAUUAUCGUGAAGGCUUGACAUCAGAGGAGUUCCUGGCCUUCCUCCGUGACGUGCAAAAGGAGGAUGUUGAUUCCGACCGCGCAUACUGGAUCUCGAUUUUUGAUAAACUUGUCCGAAAGUCGAAGCCACGCACUCAAAGUCCCAACGAAAUCAACUCCGAUGAUCAGCUUCCUCGCAUGAAUCUUGAUGCUUUCUCGUCAUUCCUUGCCUCUGCCCGUAACGGGGUAUACGCUUCUCGCUCCCCUCAGUCCAGAUUCGAUCGGCCACUUAAUGAAUACUUCGUCUCAAGCUCACACAACACCUACCUUCUAGGCCGACAAGUCGCAGGGUCUUCCAGCACAGAAGCAUACAUUAGCGCGUUGACGCAAGGAUGUCGUUGUAUCGAGAUUGAUUGCUGGGACGGUGCAGAUGGUCGACCCAUUGUGUCUCAUGGGAGAACAAUGACUACUAGCGUUUUGUUUGCUGACUGCAUCACAGUCAUAAACCGCUACGCCUUUUUUUCCAGCGAGUUCCCUCUCAUUAUAUCUCUUGAAGUGCACUGCAACCCUGAGCAGCAGCUGGCUAUGGUCAAAAUCAUGAAGGAGACUUUUGGCGAUCAGCUAAUCUUAGAGCCUCUCCUUUCCAACUCGAUCGUUCUUCCAUCACCCGAAGAGCUCAAGCGUCGUAUCCUCAUCAAGGUCAAGACUUGUGACGAGACUCCGGAAAAUACACGCCAAGACCCGAAGACUUCGCUUCAUGGUCGCAAGCGAAGCUCCAGUUCGCCUUUUAUUCGCCCUUCGAUGAUUGACGGCCCUGCAAUUCCGCCCCUUCCCUCUCUUUCAAGUCCGCCCACGAUAGGCGCAGAUGGUCACGGUCCGUUCUUGGUACCUGAGCGGAGGUCUUUCACUACUACCAGCAUCAGCAGCGCCACAGAAGACAGUGAUGGGGCUCUUGUCUCUGUCAGGAAAGAAAAGAGAAAGCGCCAAAAGAGCAAAAUCACUAAACCCCUAUCAGACUUGGGCGUGUACACCCGCGGCUACAAAUGGCAUAGCUUCGUCUCUCCCGAGAGCCAAACAUACAACCAUAUCUAUUCCUUCGCCGAGCGGUCUUUCGAGGGUAUUUGUCGUGAACCCAACAAUAAAGCGCUCUUUGAGAAGCACAACACAAAAUACCUCACGCGCGUAUAUCCCUCUGGCUUUCGUCUACGAUCGUCCAAUUUCGAUCCCCUGAAAUUCUGGCGACGCGGCGUCCAGAUGGCUGCGCUCAACUGGCAAACCUAUGACGUUGGUAUGCAGAUGAACCAGGCCAUGUUUGCCGCAGGGAGCGAUCGUACUGGUUACGUGCUCAAGCCAGAAUCUCUUCGUGUUCUAUCAUCAGAGCAAGAUACACGCGUUACUGAACGGAAACUUGUUCGGUUCUCAGUCGACGUUAUUUCUGCCCAGCAGCUCCCCCGUCCUCAAAACAUGUCGCUGGACGGAAAUAUCAAUCCCUACGUUGAGAUUGAGAUGUUCAGUGCGGAUGACCGUGGCCAGAGCUUCGUUUUUGGUGAAGGUGGCAUGAACGCUUCUGCCCGCAACGGCAUGUCUGGCCUUGGCUUUCCGCACCGUCGACGCACCAAGGUCGAGCAGAGGAACGGCUAUAGCCCGAACUUCGACGAAAGCUUCCGCCUGUCCCUAGAGACCAAGUACCCCGAUCUAGUCUUUGUUCGAUGGACUGUCUGGAGCUCAACGGAUGGCCGAAGCGUGGGGAGCAACAGUAGUGUUCAGCUAGCUACGUUCACCGCUAAACUUACUAGCCUCUCUCAAGGGUAUCGUUACCUACCUUUGUACGAUGGCAGUGGUGAUCAGUACAUCUUCUCAACUUUGUUCUGCAAGAUCUCAAAAGAAGAGCCCAUUUCUGUUCGCAGACUGAACGCCGACGACCUCCGAGCCGAGCGCUUGGGUAUUCUUCGCCAGAUUGGUCAGACAGUCUUCAAGCGUACUUCGUCGACCGAGCGAGAGAAGCUUGAUCAGUCAGACCGGGGUACUGAAACCCCAAUAAGUCUGGAGGGCAAAGAGAUCUCUCCGGCCUUGACGCCAACCAUCUCUACCACCUCAACCGCGUCAUAG
Aspergillus mulundensis is the source of this 3114-nucleotide messenger RNA. Its product is annotated as putative 1-phosphatidylinositol-4,5-bisphosphate phosphodiesterase Plc1. The transcript has a single exon. Lineage: Eukaryota; Fungi; Ascomycota; Eurotiomycetes; Eurotiales; Aspergillaceae. The record is from RefSeq and is a predicted model, not a curated record. Gene Ontology annotation, biological process: lipid metabolic process; phosphatidylinositol-mediated signaling. Gene Ontology annotation, molecular function: calcium ion binding; phosphatidylinositol-4,5-bisphosphate phospholipase C activity. Bases 1 to 3114 code for a protein of 1037 amino acids.